CAGCUGUUGGAGCUCAGGAAUGUCUGGUCAGGCAGGGGGAGAGACAGCCCCCUUCGCCACCACCCAAGCAUUUCCACCCAGUUACAGAAUAACCCACCGGGCCAAGGCGCCAUGGAAACCCACCUCAUUAAGACAAACCGGAGAAAUAAAAAGCGAGGAUAGGGGCAUACACCUGCCAGUUUGUACAUCAACUUUACCAUAGUUUGCAGGUUGAAAGAGCAGAGAAGGCAAACAAUAACAGGUCUGAUCUUGGUUCGUUCGAAAGCAAGUGGAUGACUCAUGUGGGCCAAUUCACGCUGUGGAUUUUAAUGUCAGAGACUUAACCAGGAUCAGUCAACGACGCUGAAGGUAAGAUAAAUAGGGGCCGAAAGCUUGGGGCCCUGGAUUACAACCCCAGAACUUUGACUUUAGUUUGGAAUCUACUGGACCUAUUUUUCCACUUUAAGGAUCAAUAUACUCUAAUCAAGUCUGUUGCUCUUUUACAGUGUAACAUCAACAAACAUUUAAAGUUUGCAAGUGUACAUAAAUUCUUCUAGCACAGUGCAACAGGUAUUCAGUGGCUGUCCCACUGAAGACAUUAAGAACAUUUUCAAGGGAUUUUAAAAAAUGGGGACCACCAACUCUAGACUAAAGAUUUGCCAAGUGGCACCGUCUCAGAGUCAGCUGGGGGAGGAACAUUCUUCAUGUCAACCAGCCUCACCGUGGAUGAUCACCACUAUACAAGGUUCAGCAGAAUGCCAGCAGGGAAUUCUGGGACAUGGGCAGACCAGCCAACUGCCACCACUAAAGAAGCACAUACCUCAUAUUGUUCAUUCACUACCAGGCUCACAGAAUCUAUGUAGUAAAACAGGCCACAGCAUCAUAAAGUCCCAUCCACCACGACAAAAGGUCUGAACUCAGCAUGUGUCUCAGUAUGGAAACACAAGGACAGCAUCCAUCCAACCAGUUUUGAUGUUGGCAGUAAUGAUACAUAUUUCCCUCAUACUCACAGGCAUGGCAACCAGUAACACCCCUUAUGGAGCCCUCCAUGGCUUCUGAUGAGCGUGUUUCCAUGGCCAAAGGUUGGAGAGAUGGGCUUGUCCACCAAUAUUCCACCCCCAACCAGAGAGGGCGCUGUUGCGCAGGCAGCAGCCAACAGAGGAACACCGAAGGGUUCCUGCCAGCACAGACAGUGCUCAAUUACAACACGACCAAGAAACAUCGAGCCCAGCAGAGGCACUUUAGAGAGAAGCGGCGAGAACAGCAGAGAGUUUACACCUCUAGUAUUAGAGGGACUAAUGAUGAGGAAAUUCAAAGUUUUCGACUAGUCUCCAGGCCAACACAGAGAGACAUCUUCUGGGAUGAGACAAAGGGACAGUGUCUGGACCUCAGGGAGCUCCUGCAGCCAACUCCUCCACCAACAGAUCCACACUUAACAGAUGAAAUGAAAAGACCACUACAUCCAGAUAAUGAAUCCAAGUUUGGGGCCAAAGGCAGAACGGAUAAUGGUCUGGCACAGGGAACGCAGGGGGGUUUCUCCUGGGACAUGAAUGUAAGAACAACAAACCCUGUGAGAGGUCAGAUAAAUCCUCUGCCAGGAUCAGACUACACAACUUGGCAGGAAAACUUACCCUGGCUUCAAGACUUCAGGACACAAGAGAAAAAACAUGUAAACUCUCACAAUGUUCUAGAGGAAGGGUGGGGACGUAAACAGUGGCUAGUGACCUCAAGUAGAGGACUCAGAUGGGGAGAGGGGGAGAUGGGUGUGGAUACCGAUGGUUAUGUAAAUCCAGCUCAGAAACGGAACAGCUGAGGCCAAACAGACAAGAUAAACACUGAUAUGGAUUUACAGAAAUGUAUAAAUGAACAUAUAUAAUCUUGCAGGGUUCGAAUAUUUUCUUUGUCCUAUUUUGGAUUAAAUGCAUUCGUUAAUUUUGACCUGCUCAACUUGCAUGACACUUAAAAUUUAUAUGUUUAAUCAUGGAAGAAUCAUAUUGUUAUGGUAUUAAACUACCCAUCUAUAAUGUGUCAUAUAAUUGUGCACAAUUUGUAGUUUAGACAGAUUCUUCUUGAACAUACUUUUAACUAUCCUUGAAACAUAGGAUGGCAAAUGAAUGUGAACCAUGUGAAUGUGAACAACACUUUGAGUGUUGUUACAUCAGUGAUGUAUGAAUCAGUGAUGGAUCAAGUGUAUCAUCAUUCAUACACUUGAUCACUGAACUCUGAAUAAUAGAUUAUAGAAUACUUAAUCUAUCAUGACCAAAGUUAAAUAUGAUUAAUCAAUCAGUAAACAUCUUUGUAAAUAUUCAUGCUG
Electrophorus electricus (electric eel) is the source of this 2293-nucleotide messenger RNA. The record is from RefSeq and is a predicted model, not a curated record. NCBI's taxonomy places the organism in Eukaryota, Metazoa, Chordata, Actinopteri, Gymnotiformes, Gymnotidae.